AAAAAAAAAAAAAAAAAAAAAACUGCAGCUCAUGGGCGUUUGGGGGCAUUUAAUAUGUGGUGGAUGCGUCGUUGAUCCGAUCACCUGACAACCAGAGGAUCGAUAGGAGCCACGUCCUCUGAAGCAACAACCCGUGGGACACCUUGAUGCACCCGGGCAUUUUUCCUUUCUCUUUAGAGGGGGGCCAUCAGCAGGAGAGGGAGGACAUGGGCCUGAAUAUAAAGGCCAUUUAUUUAUGUAACCAUUUGGGCGCUCUGGCUCAUCCUUUAAGACCAGACAUAUUGUGAAAAUAGGUCAGACAGUCAAAAAAAAAAAAAAAGAAAGAAAAAUUCCAGCUGGCUGGAAAACAAAAAUACAGAGAACAUCCUAAAACACAUAGAUUAUUGCAAGAGUUUCAAAAAAAGAGAGAAAAAAGAAAACUUAUUGUGUUUGCAGCAGAAGAGGAGGCUGCACAAUGUAGGCCGGCUUGUCACCAGUGGGACUCCAUACUGUUCUCUGGGGGACCAUGGAGCCAGAAGGGCAACCUUUAACCCCAGGGACCAGCUAUGGGCCCCCGUCCUUCACCUCAGCACAAAACCCUGCCACCUUCCUCAACAGCACCUUAGAGUCUUCAUGUUCUCCAGAUCUGAGAGAUGGACUAAUGUCUGCCAAAUGUUCCUGGGGAGAUGGAGAUGAGGGCGACAAGCAGACCGAAGGCCCUCAGCCUGCUGCCGACCAGGGGAGGAGCGCACAGAGGAGAUUCAAGUCCUCAGCCUUUCCUUCCUCCCUGAGCUGGGACUCCGACUCCGAGAAAGAAACUCUGGAUGAGGAGGAGCUACAGAACUUUUCUAACCCUCACGGUCUGGCUGCACACAGCCCGGGAUCUCCUUCUUCUGGACUCAGACUUGAUAGCGAGGAUGACCAAGAAAAUGAAAAACUGCAGCACUUCUACGGUAAGACUGACACGUCUGACUCUGUGGAUGGGCACAGUGACAGCACAAAAACAGAGGAGCCAAAUACAUCUCAGCUUGGUCAAACAGAAUUGGCAGACAGCGAAGUCUGGAAUGUAUCUGAGGGAGCCGAGCCAUUUCUGUCCAAAGUAAAACCAAAGGAAGGUUGCCAAAUGGAGGAGGAGGCGGACAACAGGGAGGGAGAGAAAAGACCCAAGGCAAAGGAAACCAAGGAGCCCGAGAGAGAUGUGUACACCUUCCCUGGAGACUCGGACCCGGAGAGUCCCCCUCCGGCCCCAUGGGCUCAUUGCACAUUUAUUCAGCGGUGCAGAAAGAAAAGGGUGCUGCUCAGACCCUUCUCUGGACUUGGCACUUUGAAGCGCACUUCGCCUGAGACUGGCAAGUUGGCAACACAGAGUCCUUUAAAGUCAAGAACCGCUGAGAUGGCUCAGCUGAAUCAAGACAGAGGGGUGUAUGACUUUGAGGAAGCCAGCUUCGGAGAAGGUGCAGUGGAGCCGAUUAAGUUCAGAGACAGGGGUGGGAAAAGAGACAAAGGGGAAGAAGAUAGCGUGGUGGAGCCAGGAAAAGAAAUUUUCACCUGCGUGGAGUGCAGCAUUUACUUCAAAAAGCAGGUCCACCUGCAGGAGCACAUGGUUGAGCACUGCCAGAGUGGUGCCGGGGGCGGCAGGCGUUUCGGGAAGAGCAACCGUUUUCGGUGUAAUGAGUGCGGAUGGAACCUGCCAAAUCGAUUAGUGUUGGCAGAGCACCACAGAAAGCACCAGGAGUCCCGUCUGAAAAUCCUAGAGGAGAUUGAGAAACUGAAUGAAAAUGGGAAGGCCAAGGAAACGCUGGACAGUAAAGCAGUGAAGCUUAUUAGUGCAGAUGCUGUUGUGCAAGAUACAGGCCCCGUCUCAGUGCCAGUGCCAGACCCAGAAAUAACCAGAUCUCCUCCCCUGUCCCCAGCCCCGAUUUCAACACCCAACACAAACCCAGCAGUCCUUAAAUUGGACGCAACUCCUCCUCAUUCACUUCGAACCCCAGCACAAACUCGCGUUGUCUCCUACCGUCGCCGCUUUGUCUGCACCAAGUGCAACUUCAGCACAAGAACGUCCCAAGCACUAUCUAAUCACUCCAAGACCCACAACAGAAAAAAACCCACCAUCUCCACAAUAUCCUCUGGUUCUCCAUCAAGUUCGGCUUCUACUUCCCUGGCCUGUGGUCAUUGUGCCUUCCUGACCUCAUGUCAAACCAUACUGAGGGAACACCAGACACUGGUUCACCCAGAGCUAGAGUCAAUCAGUGGGCGACAGGAUGAAGAGACUAAUGUAGGUGCGCAAAGUUCAAAACCCCCUCUGGACUCUGAGCAUCUCUCUGAGUCUGGACUGCUGUGUGAUGCUGCUCAAGGCAAAAUCCAGCGAGGAAUCGCUGCCUCCGAGGAGAGCACAACCCCAAACAGCGCUGGAGCUCGACCUGCGAGCCAGAGACUCUUCAAGUCUCCAGGGAACCGAAGAUUCAGCAGAAGAGGGAAGAACUGGUCUCAUCUGGACAAGUUUGAUGCAUUGAUGGAUGAUGACAAGCUAGCUGAGAUCGAAGGGGACGAGACAGAUCGAGAUCAGAGCAGACAGCUUAACAAUGAGCUUUCCCAGCAAGAGGCAGCCUCGCCCGAGGAAGUUAAACCUCACACCAGAACACGAUCCACCACGGAUGACUGUUCACCACAGCAGAGUCCCACGUUGUCACCCACGCCUAAGAAGACUGUAAACGACGAAGACAAGCAGGAAGCGGAGAAGGAUGAAAGGGUUUUCUUUCUGAGGAGGAGCGCCAGGGUUACAGCCGCUCCCGCGGAAACUGACAGCGAUGAUGACGGCGACGACAUUGACGAGGAGCACGUGCGGCGCCUCCUGUCAGAGGGCAUCCUGGAUGAAGACAAAGACGAGGUCGACGAGGACACGGAGGCGCUGAGGAGCGUGGAGAGGAAAUGCCCCUACUGCCCCGAUCGAUUUCAUAACGGGAUCGGGCUUGCCAAUCACGUGAGGGGCCACCUGAACCGAGUGGGCGUCAGCUACAAUGUGCGUCACUUCAUAUCCCCCGAGGAGGUCAACGCGAUUGAGAAGAAGUUCUCCUAUCAGAAGAAGAAAAAGAAAGUUGCCAACUUUGACCCAGACACAUUCAGCGUGAUGCACUGUGAGUUCUGUAGCGCCGGCUUCGACACCCGGGCCGGCCUUUCCAGCCACGCCCGGGCCCACCUCCGCGACUUCGGCAUCACGAACUGGGACGUCACCAUCUCGCCAAUUCACAUCCUGAGGGAGCUGUUCUCCAGCCGCCCCGACCUCGUAAUCCCCACGGCACCCCCUCGGAGCACUCCCGAGGAAGACGAGGAGGCAGAUGAGGACGAAGAGGAGGAGGAGGAUGAGGAGGAGGAGGAGGAGGAUGAAGAGGGGAAAAACACAAAACAAGAAGGGGAGGGAAUUGUUGAAGUAAAGCUGGAAGGGGAGACGAGUGAAAGGAGUGUUUCUGAUGAAUUGCCUUCAGCACCUCUUCAACACUGGAAGAAGAAGGGUGAUGCAAACAAGAGUGAAGGUGAUGAUGAGGAGGCAGCCGAGGAGGAGGAGGACGACGACGACGAUGAUGAUGAUGAUGACGAUGAGGAGGAGCAGCUGCAGCAGCUUCUGGCGCUGGACGGUUUGAGCCCCAGUCCCGGGAAAACGAGGCUGUGCAGCGUGGACACCGACAGCCUCUCUCCUGGGGAGGAUGCGGACACCAAGGUCCACAACUUGAAGUGUGAGGUGUGCGAAGCUCGGUUUGAGACGAGGCGGGGACUCUCCAUCCACGCCCGCUCUCACUUGCGCCAGCUGGGCAUCAACAGUGGCCCCCCCGUCGACCUCCUCCGCCAGAUCGCCAAGGAGUGCGACGAAGGCGGCGAGCUAAGCCCGUCUCUCCUGGAGCCGCUCACGGCCGAGGAUUGCCCCCCGCGCGUCGUCCCGAAAGAUGAGGACCUAGAAGACAUGGAGUUUGACGAGAAACCCAUCCCUCUCUCCGUCCUGGCCAAAGCAGCGAAAGCCGUGCCGCCUUCCUCCCCUACGCCUUCUCCUGGUGCUUCUCCAGCUCCGGCUCACUCUGGAUCCCCUUCCUCAGUGGUGAAGAAAGCCCCCAUUUCUUCUCUGCUGCCCGUGUCUUCCCCCUUGCGCUCCUCCGAGCACAAGGCUGGGGGAAUGAAAAGCUUGACCUCUAACCUCUCUGCCCCGGCAACCAUCACAACCGCCAAACCCCUCUGGGCACCACAGGAGAAUGACGCUCCUCUCAACCUUACACUGGAGGUGGACGCCAACAAGGACAUUGUUUGUCAGCUAUGUGGUGCCUGGUUCGAGACCCGAAAAGGCUUAUCCAGCCACGCACGAGCCCACCUGCGGCACUUUGGGGUCGAGUACUCUGAAUCCAAGGGCUCUCCGAUCGACCUCCUGAACCAGCUCAUUGAUACCGAUGACUUCAAGCACAAAGCCAGUGCUCUGCAACUUGACAGCCACACAGAACCACGAGGCCUCAACAGCAACAACAACACCACCACCGCCACCACCAACACACUGUCCUCCCAGAAGCAAUCUCUGCUGACACUCUCCUCCUCUUCCUCCUCAUCACUCCUCUACAAGGUGACUACGACUGGGAGUGGGUCAACCUCCAGUGCUACCUCUUCCUCCGCCUCGUCUUUACUUGGCCCGCCCACCAAGCGUCUCAAGUCCUCUUCCAUGCAGGUCUUCCGCCUCAGUAGUGGGGAGCUCAUGGCCCUUCCGCACAGUGAACCUCCAAAAGAAAUAGGCUGUGAAUUCUGUGGGGAAUACUUUGAGAAUCGCAAAGGGCUUUCCAGCCAUGCCCGCUCCCACCUACGCCAGAUGGGCAUUACGGAGUGGUCCGUCAACGGUUCCCCAAUCGACACCUUGAGGGAGAUCAUCACAAGACGGGGUUUGCCGUGCGCCCUUCCUCUGAAACCUCACAAAACUCCACCUCCGUCAUCUCCGGGACCCCCCCGUUCCCCUUUGUCCGCCUCCUCGUCUCCUUCGGCCACCCUCCUGGGUCGGCUGCCCUUCACCUUUGUCCGCCCCUCCAGCCCGCACCAGUCUGCCGCGUCAAAGUCCAGCUCGGCGCCGUCUUCUAGCGGGCUGAUUCUCAAGCUGAAGCCUGAGCCGGUGCAGGUGGAGGUCACCACACCCGGCGCCUCGGGGAGGUCUGGAAGUUUUUCUCCCGAAUCGCUCAACUCUAACUGGAGCAGCUCUGACAAUGUGUUCCCGCUCAACUUUGCCAUGGCCCAUGAAGUGGAGCCCACGCGGGAUAUUCGCUGUGAAUUCUGUGGUGAAUAUUUCGAGAACCGCAAAGGCCUCUCCAGUCACGCCCGCUCCCACCUUCGGCAAAUGGGCAUUACCGAGUGGUCCGUCAACGGCUCGCCAAUCGACACUCUGAGGGAGGUGAUGCACAAGAGAGGGAUGGGCGGCUCCUCUCGCUCAGACCAGGGAGUGAAGAAGGAGUCGAGCCGAGGGGCCGGCAGUCCACUGUGGGAGCACACCAGCGGCACCAGCAGCUCAGACGGUUUUCCCGUUUCUGUUUACCAGUCCUCCAAAUUCCGUAAAUCUCCGCUCAAUUUGCUGCAGUCGGGAUCAAAGCACCAUAAGCAGGGCUUGGGGUCCGCGUCAUCUGCCCCACCUGCAGGGAAGUUUUUCAGGAUGUCUCCAUUGGGGAAGAGGCCUCUGUCUGAAGAGGUCCAGUCAGUGGAGGGUGCCAAAUCAUCGCCACAUCAGCUUAAGACUUUCUCAUCUCUUCCACAUGAUUUCUCCUACAAACGAAAGCCUUCCCCAGACAAGCAUGGGCACCAAGAUCCCAGUUGUGAACUUUGUGGCUUCUACUUUGAGAACCGUAAAGCUUUAGCCAGCCACGCACGAGCCCACCUGAGGCAGUUUGGCGUGACGGAGUGGUGUGUAAAUGGAUCACCGAUCGAGACGCUCAGCGCUUGGAUACGCAGCAAGCCGCAGAAGGUGCUGGAGAUGCACCGUAGCUACAUGCAGGGUAACCGCACUGCCCUCAAGAAGAAGGCCUCCUCUUCCUCCUCCUCCUCCUCCUCUCAGUGGUCUUCUUCUUUGGCUGUAAGCCUGGUGCGGCCGCUGAGCCGCGACGUCACCCAGGGCUCUUCCAGGACCGCAGAGGCUGACGCCGGCAACAACUUCCAGGACGCUCCGGUCAGGGGCGGUCGCAGCAGUCCUGGCCUCUCGCGGCUCGUUGGCGGGCUCCCUCUUCAAGCACAGGUGGCGCGCAGUGAGCUGAAUGUCCGCCUGCCCAGAGGUUUCGAGCGUCGGCCCUUGAAGCACCCGUCUUGUCCAGACGGGACAGAGAGGGACAGCGGGCCUCCUAAACCUCCACGCACAGGCACUGUCCCCGCCCUGGUGCCCAAACCGCCCUCGUACCCGCUGGUCAAACUGGUGGGAAAGUUCUACACCCUGAAGUGCCGUUUCUGUGAGGUAGAGUUCCACGGCCCGCUGUCGGUGCAGGAGGACUGGAUCAGACACCUCCAGCAGCACAUUCUCAAGAUGAACUACAACAAGUCGCCUGCUCCCAAAGCAGCAGCAGAAGCAGAAGCAGAAGCAGCAGCAGCAGCAGCAGCAACAGCAGCCGCCGCCAACGACGACCCGGCUCUGGUCCAGGCCUCCGCCCAAGCCUCCACCUCUACCUCCAGAACCACCUCUACCACGCCUGCCCUCGCCUCCACCCCGACCCGCACCACGGCCCCCAACAGCCGCUCCCCGACGCCUCCGGCCGAGCCCGCCGUCACUGCCACAGAGCUAGCGAAGGUCUCAGAGGAGCAGCUGACUCCCAUUCCCCUCCCCACACCGACCGCAUAAGCUCCAACCUCCACCCUUGUUUCUCUUUUCUAUUCGUCCACCUAUUCUAUAAAGCUGAAAGCAAGAGCAACUGGACAUGUUGAGCUUCGUGAAGAAGCUUCAUCCAAGUCGCCUUUACAGUUCUAAAAGCCCGGUGUGGAGUUGGGGUUUAAAUAGGAACAACUGUGGGUGUUUCUCAUCAGAAACUUGUAGACGAGGGUCUCCUAUUGGAUAAUUAGCACAUGGGUGAUUAUCUUUCAGCUGGCAACAAGUUAUUUAACCCCGACUGAUGCAACGAGUAACUUCUCAUUCCUUAAAUAACCACGUGGAAAGACACAUCCUGUGGUUGUGGAAGAGAUGUUGGUAGUAGAGAAGGGUCGGAUCAUUGGCAUCAAGGAGAGGAAACAUCUAAGGAGACUGAAGCAGAAACUACUAAAAUUGGGUUAAGAACUGUCCAACGCUGCAUUAUUAAAAACUGGAAGGGUAGCGGGGAACCGUCGUCUUCAAGAAAUGUGGUUGGAAAAAAGAAAUCUAGUAAUUCCUAGUCAUGCAAUAUUCACAGUUGUUCCUAUUUAAAAGCUCCUCACCAGUCUUUUAGAAAUGGAUUCUUGGAUGAAACAUCUUCAAGAAACUCUACAAGUCCAUCUGUUCUGGUUUUCAGUUGUUUUUUGUUUUUUUUGAUUGGGGGGGUGGGUGUAUACGAUGACGUGGAUGACUGAGAACCUGAACUCAUCCGCCAGUUUCUUUCCUUCGGCCUUCACAAAGUGUUGUUUAGGAGGAGCGCUCUCCCUCCAAAGAGCCCUCCGAGCCCGAAGCACCUUUGAAGCAGCUUCCUAGACUGUUACUAAGUCCCGUUACCGUGGGAAUGAAGCUCUUCUGGCUUAUCUGCGCACCGAGGAUGGGCGAUCGUGGGAACUGUCCGAGGUUACGAGUACAGAUGAACCAGUGUGUUUGCCUUGUUUAUACUGAAUGUCCAGAUGUGGACCGUUGCUGUACCGCUCCGAAUCAGUGGGCGAUUUAGGGGGUUAACGUAGCCCUUUAUGAAACUUUACCCCCCCCCUCCGCCCCCGUCCCGCACUUCCAUCUGUCGCCAAGACCUGUGAGACCAAUUCUUUUAGCUAGUAGCUUCAGCCUCUCACCAAAAGGUCCUGACUGCGAUUGAUUUCUAAUCAUGCUAGUCUUUAGACUUUAAACAUGUGAUAACACUUAGUGUUAAAAAAAAAAGGCACUUAGCACUUAAUGCCCAUUUAAUUGGGUCGACUAAUUCUGAUUGGUUAAAGGAGCAAGAAGUGGAAGCACACCCAAAAAGGGAAAAUGUAAUACUGUCCCCAAAUAUAUGUAAACAUUUAGCUUGAAUGUAGCUCAAAGCACCUAUUGAAACCUUAUAUGCACACAUUCGUACACAAUCAAACAAACUAACGUCCCAUCCUGCGAUGCAGCUGAAGGUCCAUGAUGUUCCGCCUCCGCGGCUUUUUAAUCUUGAACACCUGACCUGAAGUGAGGCCACAGCGAUCAAGGUUACACUUUUUCUUUUUUAGUUUUACAAUUCAGUGUCUUUGUCUUUUUUUUUUUCCCCUCAAAUGUAAUCCAAAUUAUUUAUUAAUUGUUUUGCAUCUUGAAUGUGGGCGCGGUGGUCGUUAAAAAGCUGACUUGGGAAUGUCUGAGAACAGUUUCAGCGGUGCGCUUUUUUCUUCCCCCCGUCAGCGCCACAUUGUGAGCGCGUGUCUGUGCGUCUCCAUACGCGACAAAAAACAAAAAAACAAAAACAAAAAAAAAAAUGUGCAUCUGUUUCCUGCUUCAAAGAAGUAAACCUGCUCGGUAGGAAGACGUCUCCUAAACACGGGAGCCGCUCUGUUCAGUAUUCUGAUCAGGACUUAUUUGCAUCCGUCGUCGUUUUAGGAUGUGCCAAAGAGUCUGUUUACUUCCUGGUCUUGCCUCUGUAAAAGCUGUUUACAUUGGACCUGAUGGUGGAGGAAACUCUGCACAGCUACCGAGUUUUCCCGCCCCCCACAUCCCCGUCGCCGCCCCCCCUCCUCCCACAGACACAGAACAAUGGACUGAACCCGCGGUGAUGUGCGUCCACUACAAGCACCGUUGACUUCUCCCACUUUUAAAGACUACUGGAGCAGCUUUCUUGGGAGUCGGUUAGAUUAAUUCCAGUUGAACACAAACCAAACUUGAUUCCAAGCAGGGCUCUUGAGAACUGUGGGCCCCCCUCCCGCCCCCAAUGUCCAAUACAGAAACACGUCUGACCUCGGGCUCCUGCAGCUGACGUCUGCGGCCUGUUUCUUUUUACGUUGCUUCAUAUCGACCGAGAACUGGAGCAGCAACUAAAGGGUCCACGAAGGCUGGCGACCUUUUAAAGUUUGUUCCAGUGUUUCCCAUGUUUCAAACAUGACUGUUGGUUCCAAACCCCUUUUACGGAGUAUAGACACAUACUAUAUAACUACAUGUACUUAAGAAGCUGUUGAUGCUAGUAGAGCUAUCAGCAGUUCUAUUAGCAAGGUAGUUGAAAAAUAAGUGAUCUUAAUUCCUCUAUCGUGAUUUGAUUUCAACAUUGUAUUUUUUAUUGCUCUGUGCAUUUCUGUAUUUGCAGUCCUGCAAGGUGAAUCUUUAGAGUAUUUUUUAUUUCAUUUUAUCUCUUUAGUCUCUCCAAGCUGAAACUUUUGGUGCUGGUGAGAAUGUCGGGCGGAUCGGGAGCCGGCGAGUAACUGAGCGUGAGCAGGGGGGGAAAAAAACUUUAAAAAAAAACAAAACAAAAAAAAAAAAAAAAAAAUUCAAUGUGAUUGUCACGUCCUGGUAUCAAAGGACUCUAAUAAGCAGGCCUUAAAGGGGACCACUCUGCAAAGUGAGACAUGAUCCUCCUCUCUCAUUCUCUCUCUUGUCUCUCUGCGUUGGCGGAGUAAUGUGGCCGGCACAUUUGAGCUCCCUUUUAAGAUUACCUGAUGAAGCCUCAGCCGGUGCAGCCGGCUGAUUCGUGUGUAUGUUUGUGUGACUGUGUAUGAGUGUGUUAAAAGACAAAACAGACAAAAAACAAACGACGGUAACUAAGAAGAGAACAAUGCAGUUGUGGGAAGAACUGUACUGUAUACACAAAGGGUUAAGUUUUAAGUGAAUCAACUCCAGAACAAACAAUAAAUGUGAUUUCAAUUUCA
Mugil cephalus (flathead mullet) is the source of this 9945-nucleotide messenger RNA. RefSeq names its product WIZ zinc finger b (gene wizb). Gene Ontology annotation, cellular component: nucleus. Gene Ontology annotation, biological process: regulation of transcription by RNA polymerase II. The record is from RefSeq and is a predicted model, not a curated record. The transcript is spliced from 16 exons. Lineage: Eukaryota; Metazoa; Chordata; Actinopteri; Mugiliformes; Mugilidae. The coding region runs from base 506 to 6811 and encodes 2101 amino acids. Gene Ontology annotation, molecular function: RNA polymerase II cis-regulatory region sequence-specific DNA binding; DNA-binding transcription factor activity, RNA polymerase II-specific.